This is a messenger RNA of Odontomachus brunneus, 1229 nucleotides long. RefSeq lists its product as uncharacterized. The record is from RefSeq and is a predicted model, not a curated record. NCBI's taxonomy places the organism in Eukaryota, Metazoa, Arthropoda, Insecta, Hymenoptera, Formicidae. Bases 122 to 868 code for a protein of 248 amino acids. The transcript is spliced from 5 exons.
ACGGCACUGGAACUCGAUGGAAGUAAAUUAACGCAAUCAUCAGUGUUGUGGAUAUUUAUUUAUUCAAGUUUAAUUGCAGAAGGGUCGAUUGUGUUGUUGUAAUUAAUGUAAUACACGCAAGAUGAACUUGCGUAAUAACUUCAAUAUCCUCAGUGUUCUUGUCUUGAUACGACUGUGUUUUUUUCUUGACGCUAUCGCUAUUAAUAGAAACAAUGCUGCAGCGAGGGGACUUUUGAUUUAUAGAACAAUCUCUGUAACUCAACGAUCAUGCAACUGCCCGAUGUCUUUCUCUUGCUCCUGCUGUCAGAGCGUUAUCAUUCUAUAUACUAAAAGGGAGAAGAAUUUGUGUGUGAAUUUCACAUAUCAGAGAAACGGUUUGAACAUAGAUGCCACGUUGAAUUCAGACACAAUAAGCACCAGGACCGUUACAAAUUACAAAGCAUUUCAGUUUUGUGUGUUUGUUCCUGGUUGCCUUUUCUCGACAGCAUGCGUCAAUAUUUUGCAGCUCAGUCAAUUUCCAAAAUCCAUCACGGCUUGCCUUCGUCUAGACAUUUACGCCAAAAAACAGCUGUGGCAGAUCAAUUACAAUUGCAUAAACGUGUUGACGGAGUUACCGACGAUUCCCACAAAUAUCACGCUGAGAAUGACGAAUAGACAAAACGAAGGAAAUACUCUGAUAGAAUAUAGACCUACCGAAGAAUUGUCGAUGACAGAAUCAACGACAAGAAUAGUAACGGAGCAAAUGAUGACUAUGAGAAUGUCGGAAGUGAAUUCUGCAGGAACAGUUGGGAUAACAGGUCAAGCGAAUGGAACGACUGAGGUGUUGGAAACGAGUUCUGAUCAAACGGAGCAGAUGAUUGUUGAUUAAAAAAUAAUGUGAGUGCAAAUAACAAAUAAGUGAUAAAUUUAAUGAAAAUAUAAGGAACAUUAUAAAUAAUACAAGGUAGAAAUAAGAAAUAUAAAAUAAGAGAAAAAUGGGAGUACACACACACACGCGCGCGCACACACAUCCACAGACACCGUGCAUCAUAUUUUCAAAUGAUUGAUAAGCGAUAAUUAUAUUUUUUUAUAGCUACUUUCUUAUUUUUUAUUAACAGGAAUAAACACAUUUAGCUAGUAAUUCUAAGUAGUGUUUUGAAACAUUUUUUUAAAUGUUAGGAUUAUUUAAACAAAAAUAUAAUGAAAUACAUAAAGAUUGCUUGAUCUAUUGUGAUAGUUCCACUAUAUCA